UAUAUUGCCAAAAGUAUUGGGACACCCCUCCAAAUCAUUGGAUUCAGGUGUUCCAAUCACCUCCAGAGCCACAGGCAUGCAGACUGCUUUACAAACAUUUGUGAAAGAAUGGUUCGCUCUCAGGAGCUCAGUGAAUGCAAGUGUGGUACCGUGAUAGGUUGUCACCUGUGCAAUAAGUCCAUCCGUGACAUUUCCUGGCUACUAAAUAUUCCACAGUCACCUGUUAAUGGGAUUAUAAACAAAGUGGAAGCAACUGGGAACAACAGAAACUCAGCCACCAAGUGGUAGGCCACGUCACAUGACAGAGCGGGGUCAGCGCAUGCUGAAGCGUACAGUGUGAAAAAGUCACCAACUGUCUGCAGAGUCAAUAG
Messenger RNA from Staurois parvus, 371 nucleotides. The record is from the annotation of a GenBank genome assembly. Lineage: Eukaryota; Metazoa; Chordata; Amphibia; Anura; Ranidae.